Messenger RNA from Helicoverpa zea (corn earworm), 1428 nucleotides. Its product is annotated as pickpocket protein 28-like. Gene Ontology annotation, cellular component: membrane. Gene Ontology annotation, biological process: sodium ion transmembrane transport. Gene Ontology annotation, molecular function: ligand-gated sodium channel activity. Bases 160 to 1383 code for a protein of 407 amino acids. Lineage: Eukaryota; Metazoa; Arthropoda; Insecta; Lepidoptera; Noctuidae. The transcript has 7 exons. The record is from RefSeq and is a predicted model, not a curated record.
UUUUAAAUUUAUUAUUUUCCUGCAACAAAUGAAAGAACUACAUUGGAUGAUGGACUACCCAAUAUACAUCAACAUAAGCCAAUCAAUAUAAAACGACUAUGUUAGACCUUGGGGGUAUCUGGCAGUCAUAUCUGUCUAUCAUAAUCAUCAUCAGUAUCUAUGUGGAAUUACUUUAUCUCAAACUUCCAGUGUAGACGAUAUAAGAUGUAUUGUGUUGUGACAUUGUUAUAUCUGUUUUUGUUUUGUUGGCUUCGUAUUUGUGUUCUCCAGGGAGCCCCGACAUGCUCCGAAGUGGUGAAGGCCUGCAACUGGCCGGCUCUGCAUGACACCAAAUGGGAGAUGGACAAGUGCUGCGAGCUGUUCCAGCCGAUCUACACCAACUACGGUCUUUGCUUCGCGUUUAACAGCCUACCUCUCAAUGCCAUGAACAACGACACGUUAGCUUGGCAUAAAACCUUUGACGAGAAUGCAAAAGCAACGGAGUUGCAAUGGGGUCUGGACAUCGGGUACCCGAAGGUGUUCCCUCCAGACCUGACAAUGAAGCCGCUAAGGGUCAUGGCUUCUGGAGAAGCUAACGGCUUGGGAGUUGAGCUGUUCCUCAAUAAUUCUGAACAUCAGUACGCUUGUGAAGGGAAAAGCUUGGGAUUUACAAUCUUGAUCAGUUCUCCAACGGACCACGUGUACACGAGCACAGUCCUCCGCCUCCCAAUGGACAGGAUGACCACCAUAGAAGUCACCCCCUUAACGUACAAGACCGACUUCUCUCUCCGCUCCCUCGCCCCUUACAGAAGACAGUGCUUCUUCCAGAGCGAGAAGAGCUUGCAGUAUUACGAGUUCUAUACGGAUAGUAACUGCAAACAUGAUCUGUUGGUGCAGGAAGCGAGGAAGAAGUGUGAUUGUGUGCUUUUUAACUGGCCUAGGAAAUUCAUCUGGGAGCCUGUCUGUACUACGAAGGAUGACUACAAUUGCAUUAGCAGCGUUGAAGCAAAAGUAGAAGAACAGCUGAUCUACGCGUACUACGCAGAGAGUGAAGACGAGCGCGGUACUCAACAAGAGUCCAAGUCCUGUCACCCUUCGUGCAAUGACGUCAUCUACGCCAGUCAGGUGUUCUACUCCGAUCUGACCAAAGACAUGGAGACAAGCUCGCAUAAGUGGAGCCAGUUGAGGCUUGGAGAAGUGACGCAGAUCAACGUUCACUUCUACGACGAUAUGUUCCUCGGUCAACAUCGUCAUGCGCAAUAUGAUGAUUAUUAUUUCAUUGGUGCAAUCGGUGGCCUUCUCAGCUUAUUCCUGGGCUUCAGUAUCAUCAGCGUUGCAGAACUCAUCUACUUUGUAUUGCUCAAACCUGUUUAUGUUAUUUUCAGGGAGUUAAAUCAAAAUUAGCACGUGUAUCUUUGGUCUGGUCACAAAUAAAGUUUGGUUCAUGAA